CAAACAUAAGAUGGUUACGUCAUCAAAACGCGCUGUUGCUUUGGCAACGUUUGUAACGGUUAGCCUUCCUAUUAGCUGUGUAGCCUUCGCUAACCAUCGAUCUCGAUGCCAAAAAUAAGCUCGGACACAUUAUGGGAGCUGGCUGCGGCGGAGGUGCACAACCGGGAGAGCGGAGGUGCAGAGGACAGAGACGGUGGAGAGGCUGUGAACGAGCGGACGGUGCUUCUGAUGGGGAGCAAAGCUGGGGGCAAAACGUCCAUUCUCCUCAGGUGCUUGGACAGAGAUGAACUAGCCAAACCAACUCUGGCCUUGGAGUACACUUUUGGCAGACGAGCACGAGGACACAACACGCCCAAAGACAUAGCACACCUAUGGGAGCUGGGAGGAGGGACCUCUUUGUCAGACCUCGUCCAGAUCCCCAUCACUCCUGUCACCAUCAGCUGUCUCUCAGUCAUCCUCGUCCUGGACCUGUCUAAACCCAACGCUCUGUGGGGAACAAUGGAGAAGCUACUGCAGGCUGCACAGGCUCACCUAGAGAGAACCUCCUCCCAAGUACAGAAAUCCAAACCUGGAGUCAAACACCAGACUCCCAGCCACUCAGCAGCACGCGUCUUACCUAAAGACUAUCCUGACAGAGAGUUGAUCAGUCCCUUUCCUGUUCCUCUGCUCAUCAUCGGCAGCAAGUACGACAUCUUCCAGGAAUUUGACUCUGACAAGAAGAGAGUUGUCAGUAAAACACUGCGUUUUAUUGCUCAUUACUACGCGGCCUCUCUCGUUUUCACUAGCAUCAAAUCAGAGAGCCUUAUAUCAAAAACCAAGAGCUUCUUCUUGCACCUGGCUUUCGGUUUGGAGAGAGGGAAAACUGUUUCCUCUGACCCCCUCAAGCCGCUCAUCAUUCCCACAGGCUCUGAUUCCUUCGGUCAAAUAGGUUCCCCACCUACUGUCGAUGUGGAUAUAACGUCUCUCCAUGCUAAAAAUCCAAAAGACCUCUGGAAGAAAGUGUAUGAGCGUGUCUUCCCCCCAGAGAGUACAAGUGAGCAGAGAGAGCUAAAGGAUCCAGCCAAAGAUCCCCAGUACAGUGAGCCUCAGAUUGAUGCCAUGAGAGCCCAGAAAGACCAGGAGUUGGAGCAGUAUAAAAGGAAUGCAGCGAAAUCAUGGAAAGGUCUAGAGCUGGAGACAUGAGAUGUCUUCUGCUUUAUUACACACAUACAACAUGUUAUAAUGUACAUAGGGUAUAUAUAUUGUAUUUGUUUACUUUUGUAUUAUAUUUUCUGUUGUACUUUUCUAUAAUUACAUAAAUAAAUGCUGACAUUUUAAUCAAGAAAAAUAUAGUUUUAGCUUACCAAUAAUAAUGUUUGUUCUUCCAAACAAAUUUAUGUUUUUUUUCUUCCCGGCAAUCAGUGGUUCUAGGAUUAAGGUUACCA
Pelmatolapia mariae (spotted tilapia) is the source of this 1424-nucleotide messenger RNA. RefSeq names its product dynein, cytoplasmic 2, light intermediate chain 1 (gene dync2li1). Gene Ontology annotation, molecular function: dynein heavy chain binding. The coding region runs from base 106 to 1182 and encodes 358 amino acids. The record is from RefSeq and is a predicted model, not a curated record. Gene Ontology annotation, cellular component: cytoplasmic dynein complex; axoneme; ciliary basal body. The transcript is spliced from 13 exons. Gene Ontology annotation, biological process: intraciliary retrograde transport; intraciliary transport involved in cilium assembly. Lineage: Eukaryota; Metazoa; Chordata; Actinopteri; Cichliformes; Cichlidae.